Messenger RNA from Chara braunii, 906 nucleotides. The record is from the annotation of a GenBank genome assembly. Lineage: Eukaryota; Viridiplantae; Streptophyta; Charophyceae; Charales; Characeae.
GCGACAUUGAGGAGGAUCGCACAUCUUCUUGCACGGUAUCUUUUUGAGGGUGAUUGACUCUUAUAUGUCAGACGACCCUAGAUCUGAGAUAAUUUUCGGUCCUCCAAGAGGGGAGGGUCCGGUCCCAUACCUCGGAGAUGGCUAUAGUCAUUUGGUCGGGAUGGACUUUGCUGUGCAGGCUUAUCGAAAGCCUCUUUACGAAGAUCGCUUUCUCGAGGUUUCCUACAUUUACUCUGGCGGGAGAGGACGUAUUGAGAUAUUGAUUGGAGCUUCAGGCGACAUCAUUCUUGCGGAGGAGCUUUACCUCAAGAGCGUCGCAGACGAGGAGAUGGCCAGAUGCAUGGCCUAUAUCUGCAUGAUUGACCCAGCAGCGCCUCUUGAGAUCAGCUAUGUGGUUCCAGAGUCUAUAGCCACACGAGUUCUCAAUGACGAGGAGUCCCAGACGGCAGCACUCACUCACGAGGGGGUACCGCUUAUUAUCAUUCAUUGAGGUAAGACCGAGAUGUUAAGGUCCCCUUGAGGGAAUAUGUUCCCUUGUCACCAGCCAUGUCACUUGUCCGAGUUAGCCGUUCGUUCUGCAGUUCUCGUAAGUAAUUGCUACCAGUUAAGUUUGGGAAGAAAAGGGGGUUAUAAAGUGAGGGAGCCUUGACUGUCUCACUUUAUCUCGCGCUCCGCCUCUUGGUGAUCCUCUCGCUUGACUCGGAACCGGUUGAGAUCGGGGAGGGGUUACUACUGAGAGAGCAUGGAGUUUUCUCAUCAAAUCUAACUAAAAAGAAGAGAAGGGGAACUGAAAUGAGUUUACUAAACAAUUUGGGCAGAUAAGACUCUGAUUUUUUUGCUAUGAGUAUGGUUGGCAUCCGAAAACUACCCGCGUUAAGGCUUGCCUAAUAAAUGGCGUGGUCAUUA